Xyrauchen texanus (razorback sucker) is the source of this 780-nucleotide messenger RNA. RefSeq names its product ADP-ribosylation factor-like protein 6-interacting protein 1. The coding region runs from base 123 to 734 and encodes 203 amino acids. The record is from RefSeq and is a predicted model, not a curated record. The transcript has 6 exons. NCBI's taxonomy places the organism in Eukaryota, Metazoa, Chordata, Actinopteri, Cypriniformes, Catostomidae.
GUUUCAAAUAAAUACAUCCUGAACAUAACGGACAUCUACAGACCGCCGCAGCGGAGGAGGGACGUGUUCAUUUAACCGUGCUUUCUCAAAGGCAUAAAUCCUGAAUAACUCCAGCCUAAACCAUGUCUGAGGGCGACAACAAAAGCGCAAAUCUGUUGGCUCAAGAAACAAGUCAGCUGGAAGAACACUUGCAAGCAUGGGGAGAGGUCAUCCUGGCUGGAGAUAAGUUUCUGAGGUGGGACAGGCCAUGGUACCCUGGAGUAUUAGUGGGUGCCACCACAAUCCUCUUCACGCUGGUCUACUACUUGGACCCUUCUGUGCUUACUGGUUUAUCCUGCAUUGUAAUGAUACUGUGUCUGGCUGAUUACCUGGUGCCCACUCUUGCCCCCCGUGUCUUUGGUUCCAACAAAUGGACCACAGAACAGCAGCAGCGUUUCCAUGAGAUUUGUGGGAACCUUGUAAAGACCCAGCGCCGUGUGCUCGGCUGGUGGAAACGUCUGUUUGCCCUGAAGGAAGAAAAGCCUAAAAUGUAUUUCCUCUCUGUGAUCAGCAGUCUUGUGGCUGUGGCCUGGAUUGGACAACAAGUCCACAACCUUUUCCUCACCUACCUGAUUGUGAGCUUCCUUCUGCUUCUGCCUGGACUAAACCAACAUGGCAUCAUUACCAAAUAUGCUGGCAUGGUAAAACGAGAGAUCAACAAGCUUCUCAAACAGAAGGAGAAGAAGAAUGAGUAAAAGAAAAAGCUUUGAAAUGCAAGUCAAAAGUAAAGGUUUAAACAAU